Molecule: messenger RNA, 3291 nt
Organism: Schistocerca piceifrons (Central American locust)
Lineage: Eukaryota; Metazoa; Arthropoda; Insecta; Orthoptera; Acrididae
Exons: 17
Source: RefSeq, a predicted model, not a curated record
CGGUUACAGGAAGUCAAAGUGAAUCAGAAGAAUCCCGUCAGAGAGAAUGAAGAGUUCAUCGUAUCCUGUAUCGCCCAGGGCUCCUCGCACAUGACCUUCACCUGGUUCAAGGAUGGUGUAUUUGUUAACCACAGCAAGUCCAUCAGGAAUAUGUGGACGAAGCUGAUACCUAUGGGAUCAGAAGACCAGUACAACGCAAUGCUUGGAAUUGAGAGUGCCACUCCUUUGGACGCCGGUUGGUACACGUGCCAAGUCGUCGACUUGGAGGUGCAACAGUGCAAGUCUGUAUACGUCGAGGUGCUGUCUCAGCCACAAGUCAAGAUCUCCCCAAUGAGCGUAACGGUGGAACGGGGAGAAGACGUGACAGUGAAGUGCAUGUCGACGAGCAGCUACCAGCGGCAUGAGAAGUAUGGCUACAACUGGACAAAGAACAAGGCUCUGUUCCCAAUGAUGCGAAACAAAAUUAUCUGGGAAGAUUUGUAUCCAUCCGGGAGCAUCCUCAAGAUCUUUAAAGCGCAAAAAUCAGCAAUAUUCGACUGCCAGGUGCAAGGCAGCGUGGCGAGCAACUCCGCGAGCGUUACGGUAGAGGUGGUGAACAAGUCUGUGGUGGCGCUGACCGCCGUGCCCUGCCCCGCCACCCACGCGGGUCGUGCCGCCACCCGCCGCUGCGUCCUCACCGACACUCACCGCGCUUCCUGGCAGCGCCCCGACUUCUCGCAGUGCCGCCGGCCCGCGCUCGCCCACAUCCACAGGAAGACGCAUCUAUCACUGCUGGGACACAAAACACUGCCUGCCACCCAUGGCUACCAGCAACCGCCAGCAGCUUCGCCAGCAGCCUCGCCAUCUCCGACCAGAGUGCCCGGAAAUACGGCGAUGCAGCAACAGCAGCGGCGGCUGCAAGGGCGCACAGUCAGCAGCCGCGGGCCGUCGCGCUUCAAAUGCCGUGGUAUUGACCUCGCCCGCCAUCGUUACUUGCAGUUCCAAGUCAAUGGUUGUAAAGGAGCUGGAUUUAUCUUGUUGACUUUGGGAUAUCAAAACACAACUGGAGCAGAAACACUCGCUGACACAUUAGCUCUCCUCAAAAAACUAACCAGGUUAUUACCAGGUGAAGGAGAGCAAGUCUUGGAUUUGCUUCAUGACGUCCAAAGCUACUUGAAUCAAACAAAUUUCCUCGAUGACAUUCUCGCUUCCGUGAAUGACUUCUACGAAAUAAUAAGUAUAUUACUGGAUAAUCCAUUUUCCAUCCAAAAUCCUGAGAAAAUCGUACAGUUACAGGAACUUGUGAAUCAAGAAAGUAUUAUAUGGGGCUCAUUUCUGAUCCCGAUGAAGACAUAUAAACUGCAAUUAAGUUCAAUUGAGCUUAUCGUCUCUCCAUUUAAGACUACAUCACUUACGGGAAAAACUUUUCAGAAACAUUUCACCAGUACUUCCACAACAGUAAUUAAUAAGAUGACUAUUUACAUUGAUGCUCUGAAAAGAAGAGCAUACUUGAAUGGAACUUACUGCAUUGCUGUGGUUAUCUACAGAAACCUAACAAGAUUUCUUCCUGCAAGAUACUCCUGCAAGAUGGGGGAUGGGACUGAAAUGGAGUAUGAAAUCAAUUCACAAGUUGUAACAGUCCAACUAGGACAUGGCAGAUCACUGCUCCAUCCGGCUCCUGGUACCUUCCAAGUGGAUCUUGAAAUGGAACAAGUGAUAAAAGAAUACAACCCUUUAAGAUGGAAGAGUACUUGCGCAGUGACAAGCGUUGCUCAGGUUGAGCAUUCUUGGAAUAUAGAAGGCUGUAAGACACACACUGGAGCCAACAACAUUUCCAGCUGUCGUUGCUAUCAACCUGGAAGUUUUGCCAUCCUAAUGACGUCUCAUAAUGCAGUGCUUACUUCUGCUCCUACUAUCAACCAACACCUGAUUCCUUUGGUGGGCUGUAUUGUAUGUUUGCUGCAAACUAUGAUGACACUAGUUCUGCUUCUACCCCAUUGGUGGUAUCAUCAAAACUGUCUUGUGUUCCUGAAACUACAGUGUAGUUUAGCUGUCAUGGCUGCAAUGAUUACAUUUGUAUACGUCUUUCAAGGAAGUGUUGGAAAGGAGUUCUUUCCAUACGUAACUACUAGUUUAGAAGCAUUUAUGUUGAUUGGUAAUUCAUCACACAUCAGCAAAUUGCUAAUUGUGUACACUGAAGUGGUCAAAAUUCCAAAGGUGAAACAUCUUAAACAAACUGUAAUUUGCAUCAUAACAGGUGUUCCAGUUCUGGCACUUCUUUGCAGUCACUUAGUGCAUCAUUCAACAGAUUGGAACUUAAACUCCUGGUGGCUCAUUAUUGGAAGCACUACAUUCAAUAUAUUUAUAACUUCAAUCACAAUAAUGCUUCUUCUAUUUGCAUUCCUGUAUUUCAUGGUUAUCAGAAAACUGUCCAAUUAUUCACGAGAAAGACACUCAGGAACGAAGAGUGUUAAAUAUCGAACUGGUCUUCUAAAGAGAGCUGGGAUCAUAUUUCUCAUGAUGGUCAUUGUGGAAAUUUCAAGUAUACUCUACAUCAAUCUCCAAACUGUGACAUAUCAUUAUGUGUUCAGUGUUUCAACAAGCUUGCUGGGCUUCUCAGUACUAGUAUGUUACAUUAUAUCAAGUGAAUGUCCACUACAUACAAAAUUGCUUCAUAAGCUGAAGUUAGUGAAAACAGCAGAUGUGGAUUUCAGCUCUGAUUCGUUAAACAGCCCUCUUCGAUUUUUCAUGAAGCAAGAAGCUGAUUUAGAAAGCACUGCAGCACCCCACCAUCGAGUAUCUGAACACCAAGAUGGAUCAUGUGAAAGGUCAGGAGAAGAUGAUGGUCUGCUGGUGCUGGAGGAAAGGCAACACAGACCAGUUACUACUGAAGGAGAUCCUAGCACUGUGGAGACCUACAUGACAGAUGAAGAUAUUGACUUGGAAGGGUACAGCAGCAGUCCUCGCAGAUACACCCAGUGCAGAUUUGUGUCAUCCCCUCAACAGGAAACUGCAGUUUGUUACAUAAACAGAACCUCUUCAACCACAGAAGCGAACAUUCAUGCUGAGGUUGAUACAACUGUACAUGAAACUGAAGCCAUACCUGAUAACAAUGCUAUUUCAGAGGACAGAGAACAAGAAAAACCAUACAGUGAUCACAGUGCAGAGCAUUCAGAAAAUGUUAUGGAUAGAAUAUCACAUGAUCUGGAUUACUUAUUGAACAGGUGGCCCCCAGACCACCGUGUGAGUAGGUUUUCAAUUAGCAGUACAAUUCAGGAAGAGGAUGAAGAAGAUGAAGAUUUGCAGGUCUAA